Musca domestica (house fly) is the source of this 2488-nucleotide messenger RNA. Its product is annotated as zinc finger CCCH-type with G patch domain-containing protein. The record is from RefSeq and is a predicted model, not a curated record. Gene Ontology annotation, biological process: regulation of transcription by RNA polymerase II; negative regulation of DNA-templated transcription. The transcript has 5 exons. Gene Ontology annotation, cellular component: nucleus. Gene Ontology annotation, molecular function: RNA polymerase II cis-regulatory region sequence-specific DNA binding; metal ion binding; DNA-binding transcription factor activity, RNA polymerase II-specific. Lineage: Eukaryota; Metazoa; Arthropoda; Insecta; Diptera; Muscidae. The coding region runs from base 135 to 1598 and encodes 487 amino acids.
GAACACAACAAUACAGUACCAUAAUGUUUACUUUCGAACGCUGAUUGUUGGGGACGCUUUUAAUUUUAUAUCCAGUUAAUGUUUUUGUCAUUUCAUCCCAAAUUAAGAAAACAGAAAACAUAACACAGUCUUGAAUGUUUAAUGUUUCUAGAAUGGAGCAAUUUGAAAUACAGCUACUUACUGUUGAGCAAUCAUUAUCAGCAAGCCAAAAUGAAAGUGAACGUCUAGAACUACUGGCCCUAAAGGAAAACUUGAUCGAACUUAUAGCCCUUACACAAUUUUCCAAAGAUGAAGAACAACCUUGCGAAAAUUCAAGAAAGAAGAAUGAAAUAGAUGAAGAAUUCAAGCAAUUUAUGAACGAAAUGCAGGAAAUUGAUGACGGUUUGAAAAAGCUGAAGGAAGGAUAUCAGAACAUGGUCGGAGAGAAAUGCAGUGCUCCACAUAAACAUGCGUGGGGCGCUGUUGAAUACCACAAUGCUAUAAUUUGUAGCAUUGAAAAGGAAGCCCCUAUUGAUGUUGAUGGCAAUGUUGAUGUUAAAUUUCGCAUUCUUUUCACAAACCCCACUCACAAAGAAAUGCUCCCUUGCUCUUAUUUUUUGGAAGGAGAGUGUCGUUUUGACAGUGAAAAUUGUCAUUAUUCCCACGGCGAAGUAGUUUCGGCGUCAGCUUUGCGUGAAUAUACUAAACCAGAUUUUUCCCGAUUGUCAAGGAAUUGUGUUGUUUUGGCCAAAAUGGAGGACGGACUCUGGCAAAGAGGACGUGUACUAUGUGCAAACUUCGUGGAAAAAGAAUGCCGAGUUCGUUUAGAUAACGCCAAGAGGGAGCACAAAGAGCAAGAUUUAAAAUUUGAAAAUUUGUUACCUAUUUAUGAAGAUGACACUUCAAGUGAUGAUGCAGAUAGCGACGCGGGUGAUACGUCCCAAUUUUAUGACAGUUAUAUAAGUCUCAAUAAUGCCUUAACGUAUGAAUUAUCACAACCUCUCGGAGCUUGGGAGAAGCAUACAAGGGGUAUCGGCUCGAAAAUAAUGGCUAAGAUGGGCUAUAUUUAUGGGUCAGGUUUGGGUACUAAUGGUAGAGGCAUAAUAACACCAGUAUCUGCACAAAUACUGCCUCCUGGAAGGUCACUUGAUCAUUGCAUGGAUCUCCGUGAAGCAGCGAAUGGUGACAAAGAUUUGUUCGAUGCCGAAAAGAAAAUGGAAAGAGAACAAAAGAAGCAAUUAGCAAUGAGUGCUAAGGUUUGCGAAAAAGCUGCAAAAAGGGUUGAUGUAUUUUCAUUUAUAAAUGAUAAUGUUUUAGCAUUGCCAACGCCAAAAGGCAAAUCAGCAAUACCAAAAAAAUCAUUACAAAGCCAUACAUCCAAAUCUCUUAAUGUUGAAAGUGUAAAGGUAGCAGAUGAUAUUCGUCGUAAAGAACGGGAAAUAUUAGAAGUUGAAAAAUCCUUGAAACGUAACGCUGAUGAGAAAUCUGAAAUUUGCUGCCGCCUAAAACAGAAGCUAGAGGCAAAGAAAAUUGAAUUGAACGUUUUAAAAGAAGAACAAAAGUGCCUUUCCAAAGAACAAUCCACAAGGAAGACGAAAGAAAAGUUGUGCAUAUUUUAAAUGCCAACGAACGUUUACCAAAUCAAUCACUUUAUUUGUCUUUUCUUAUAUGGUGAAAGAAUAAGAGCAAUUGCGAACUUUAUACAGUAUGCAGGAAACUUAAAUCCUAUGCAUUCACACAAGAAGAUAUCUUAAGUAUUGUUUUUAAUGCAUUGUGAUGGAGAAGACACCAUUUUUCAAUUUAACGCUUUAGUUUUACAUAUUUUUGUAGCUGAAUUUUGAGUUCGUUAUAACAAAAUUGGCUUCUUGCGCAUAUAAUUUCAAAUUCGGCACACAGUAUAGAAGAAAAACGUCCAAACUAUAACUAUAGAAUGUGUACUAACAAUUGGUUAACCGCUUGUUAGUACACAUUCUAUCAAUUUAAAAUAUUAAAGGCAAUUUUGACCUAUAAAAAAUCUAUACUUUUAUACUUUAGUCAUGCAUCCCAAAACAAAUAAUCGUAGAAAUCGUAUCCAUAUUUAAUUGAUGCCAUUGUCUACAAAGUAAUUAAAUAAAUGCUACAAAACGGAAUUAUCAGAUUUUUAAAAUCUGCAUACAAUAGUCCGGUAUGGGUAGUCGAAGAAAAAAAAACUAUUUUUCUUUAUGAUAUCGAAAAAUUCUGGUUCUAGAACCGAGCAAAUGAUUUCGCAGAAGUUUCAAAAUUGUAUUAACUGCAUGUUGCGUUCGUUUUGAUUAAAAUUUUGAUAUUGGGCAAAAAAUAUCAUAUUUUGCAAGAAAAUUUAUACGAAACUAGCUGGCCCAGUCCGCUUUGCCGGCCCGUAGUUUUAGUCUUUAAUGCAUAGUUUUUAAAGCAUAAUAAUUCCCAAAUCUGGCUCACAUAAGUGGCACAAUUUUUAGUAUAAAUGAUGACUCGAUUAAAUAGAAAUAAAGACGUCUUUCAAAAAACCUGA